AUGGGUGAAUUUGGGAGGAGGACUAUACCAUAUUACAGACCGAUAUCCAUGGGACAGAGAGCCGCUAAGCACAACAUGCAGGCGGGCGUACGACUUUAUCACCAACGACACCAUGCGCAGGCGAUUCACAAAUGGAGGCAUGCCCUAAAUCGGCUGACAAACGCAGAAGAUCGUUUCAUCACACUUGGCUAUCUCGCACAAGCGUAUUGUGAUAGUGGCGAAUUCGAAGCGAUGCUUCACUAUGCCUUACAGCAAAUGGAGCUGGCCAACGAACGCCAUGAUGAAUACAUGAAGAGCGAAGCGUUUCUCAAUCUCGCCAAAGCCUAUGAACGGUUAGCCGACUUCAGCAAGGCGUUGAAUUACGGCAAAGCCAGUUUACAACAUCCUAGCAUGGAUCCUCGCACUCCAGGAUAUGCACACUUAGCCAUCGCCUGUGCACAUCUUGGCUUCAGCCAGUUCCAGAACUGUUUGGAAGCGUUCGAGCAAGCGAUGAAUGUGGCAAAUGAGACCGGCGAUAAACUGCUCGAGCUGCAGAUCUGCGUCGGCCUCGGUUCCCUAUUCACUUUGCUACGGUAA
Messenger RNA from Cooperia oncophora, 576 nucleotides. The record is from the annotation of a GenBank genome assembly. NCBI's taxonomy places the organism in Eukaryota, Metazoa, Nematoda, Chromadorea, Rhabditida, Trichostrongylidae.